AGGAGUACGGGACUUUCUUCCUCUUACGUCUCUCUCUUCCCUGUAACCGUCUUCCAUCUUUGCACCCAAAAUAAAAAACCGAGCUUUGUUUAUUUUCUUUGAUAAUAAAUAAAGUUUUUUUUUAAUGCGAAAUUUGUAAUUCAAAACAGGUUGUUGGCUCUCUUUUGGUUUUUUUUGUCUGUUGGGUUUCUGGCCUAUUUUUUUUUUUAGGCAUAAACUUUGGGAUCAAAAUUUGAGGGUUUCUUCUUCUUCCUCCGCGGAAGUAGCACUGGGGGAGAAAUGCAGGAUCCAAGGAUGUUACAACCUGAUGAAAUAUCGAAUCAUAAGCCUCGAAAGAAGAAGACACCACACCGAAAGGCUCCUAUGCUUGCUGCCAAUGCAGGUCAAGAUGUACAAGGUUCUAUGCCGAUGAAAGCAGUGCCAAAGGCUCCUAAAAGAAAUGUGACGAAUGUGGUUUCUCCAUUGGUUCACCAAUCAGAUAGGUCAAACUCAGAUUCUGUGCCGGAUUCUUCAACUUCUGGGAACGAUUAUCGAGCACUCAGGCGGAAGUAUUUGCUGCUUGAGGAAGAGAGUUGCUCACUGGGGGGAGACUUGAGAGCAAUCGAAGAGGAGGUUAACACCCUUGAAAAUGAGAAGCUUGCACUCUUGGACAAGCUUGUUGUGUUAGAGGGCCUGGUUGAUCCUUCCGAGUUGCAGUCUCAAGGGAAAUUAUAACUCAUAGUUUCUCACAUCAUCACAGCUUGUUGUGAUAUGUUUUCAUAUAGUUGAAGAAUGGAUCAAUGUCGAGCUCGUUGAGGAAGUCAGCUCUCCAAAACAAGGUUUUUAUUGGGUAGUAAAUGUAUGAUGAAUGAAUGAAGAAUGCCCUCUGAUAUUGUAAAUAGAGGUGGAUAAGACAGACAGCUCGUAGUCAUAGGUUUGAUUCAUUGUUUUUAACUCACUGAGUUCAUAUAUAAGACUUUGUUGCAUUGAUUUCUUUCA
This is a messenger RNA of Humulus lupulus (European hop), 978 nucleotides long. RefSeq lists its product as uncharacterized. Bases 280 to 714 code for a protein of 144 amino acids. The transcript is spliced from 2 exons. The record is from RefSeq and is a predicted model, not a curated record. NCBI's taxonomy places the organism in Eukaryota, Viridiplantae, Streptophyta, Magnoliopsida, Rosales, Cannabaceae.